UUUUUUUUCCCAGUCCGUCUUUUCCGCAUUGCUGCGGCGUCACCUGUCAAGCAGCUGUGAACAUGGCCUCGGCUGUACUCGGCCGCCUGCUCAGGCUGUCGGCUGUCGGGAACGGGCCCCUCUCACCGCCGGGCCCCUCCGUGGUGACGCCGAGCCGGACGGCCGUGUGCACGUCAAGCGGCGCCCUUCUGCCCAAACCCAGGAAGACCCCCUUCGGCCUUUUCCGGAUCGCUCUGGUCGUGAUUCCCUUCUUGUAUGUGGGGACUCAGAUCAGCAAGAGCUUCGCGGCGCUGCUGGAGGAGCACGACAUAUUUGUUCCCGAGGACGACGACGACGACGACUGACCAGGUGAUGGACGCUUUCAAUCAACACCAAGGGUCAGUGAUCAUCACCAACGUAGAGGAAAUGCCUUCCCGGAGGUCCUGUUGCCGUGACCCCCUACAUCACCUCCGCCUGCACUCCUUUCAGGGUUUUUGCUCCCAUUUGACGCACACCACACUGCCGCUUUGUUUUCCUAUCGUACUGUAUUUGCGUGCACUACAAGAGUCUUAAUAAAAAGAGAAAUCGAGGCAA
Molecule: messenger RNA, 573 nt
Organism: Poeciliopsis prolifica (blackstripe livebearer)
Lineage: Eukaryota; Metazoa; Chordata; Actinopteri; Cyprinodontiformes; Poeciliidae
Gene: smdt1b
Product: single-pass membrane protein with aspartate-rich tail 1b
Exons: 3
Coding region: 63-344 (93 amino acids)
Biological process (GO): calcium import into the mitochondrion; mitochondrial calcium ion homeostasis
Cellular component (GO): uniplex complex; mitochondrial inner membrane
Source: RefSeq, a predicted model, not a curated record